Molecule: messenger RNA, 1813 nt
Organism: Paecilomyces variotii
Lineage: Eukaryota; Fungi; Ascomycota; Eurotiomycetes; Eurotiales; Thermoascaceae
Product: guanine methyltransferase Trm5
Exons: 4
Coding region: 201-1637 (478 amino acids)
Biological process (GO): tRNA N1-guanine methylation; mitochondrial tRNA methylation
Cellular component (GO): mitochondrial matrix; cytoplasm
Source: RefSeq, a predicted model, not a curated record
AAUGUCACGUGGGUCCAAAAGAUCUAAAAAGUAAUUAUUCCGCAUCGGAAGAGAAGCGCUUAAUGACCCCUCAAUAAUAGCAGCAGAUCUCGAAAACUACUAACAGGAAAGCCCCAGAAUUUCUCUCUAUGAACUGGUACCGUUUCCGGUCUAGAUUCAUCCUCACCGCAUAAUCCUAGAGCGACUUUCUGGCCCGUCAAAUGGACUCGCGCGCUGACCCGUCCAAACCUCACGAGAGCGAACUCUCCGCGAUGUUUCGACCCCCCGUGAACCGCGCCAUGCGCGUGCUUGACCGGUCUUUCUUUCGAAAAACAAUUCCCAUCUCUGCUGCGACCGUCCUCAAGACGUCAGAUAUUUCCCGGGUCCGGAACGAGCUGUUGCGCAGUCGUGACCUUCUUGCGGUGCCGCGACUGAAUCCGAUUCGUGUUGCGCAAGGGGAUAAUGCCGAUCAGAAGAAGUGUGUUUUGCUACGGGAGGGAGUUAAGCAUGAUGAUCCUGCGACGUGGUCUCCGACGAUAAAUCAGCUGCUCGAGAAGGGAACAGUAGGCUUGGGACCUUAUGACUUGGAACUGGAUUAUGAUUACUGGACUUACUCUGAUAUAAUUCAAUCUGUGCUUCCCGAAGACGAUCUAGGAGAGAUCCCGGUUGGAUACACGCAGGUUGGACAUGUUGCGCACCUGAAUCUACGCGAACAAUAUCUUCCUCACAAGCAUCUGAUCGCGGAGAUUCUGAAGGAUAAGAACAAGUCGGUGCGCACGGUGAUUAACAAAACGGAGGAUGUCGGAUCUCAUAGCGUCUUCCGCACCUUCCCAUUUGAAUUACUGGCGGGCGACAACGACCUAAAUGUCGUUGUCCACGAGCAGGACUGCGAGUUUCAUUUCGACUAUGCUCGGGUCUACUGGAACAGCCGUCUGGAAACGGAGCACCGAAGGCUGGUGGAUAAGUUCCGGGAAGGGGAUAUGGUCUGCGACGUGAUGGCGGGAGUUGGGCCAUUUGCAGUUCCAGCAGGCAAGAAGAAGAUAUUCGUCUGGGCGAACGACCUCAACCCGCACGGCUACGAGGUUAUGGUCGAUGCCGUUAAAAGGAACAAAGUGGACAAGUUUGUGACGCCGUUCAACUUGGACGGCCGGGAAUUCAUCCAGAAGUCCGCAAAGGAUCUUCUCGCAGAGGGACCGGUGACGGUCACUGUUGAGCCUAAGGCGAAACGACAAAAGAAGACCGAGGAUGGCAAGGGUGCUGCGCCUGCUCCCGAGCCGGUCGAAUAUGUCCGACCUACGACUUUCGACCACUACGUGAUGAACCUACCUGCCACAGCUAUUGAAUUUCUGGAUGCAUUUGUGGGCGUCUACGCAGGUCAUGAGGAUCAGUUUUCUCCUCACACAUCGCGUUCGCUGCCCAUGGUCCACGUCUACUGCUUCUCAGGCAACUCGGACAACGAGCUCGACGACCAUAUCGACAUCUGCAAGCGGAUCUCUGAGCGGAUCGGCUACACCAUCACUCCGGACGACAAGGUUGGCGGAUCUGGCAACCAAGACGUGGAACUAGCGAUCCAUAACGUUCGUCUAGUCAGUCCAAACAAGCAGAUGUUCUGCGCCAGCUUCCGUCUGCCCAAGGAGGUCGCGUUUAAGAAGGUAUAGAAAAAAACAGCAUGCACAAUAAACGUACAUGCGAAUUGCAUAUACCGGGGGCGUUGCGGUGCAUUUAGCAUAUUCCAGGCAUACUAUUGUAUAUGCGGAAGACAAAAAUAAAAGUCGAGUUUGAUACCCUUGUAAAUGGUUGUGUAGAAUAUUGGUCCACUGGAUCAUGUAUUCGG